Messenger RNA from Lizanozyma spartinae, 879 nucleotides. RefSeq lists its product as uncharacterized. Bases 1 to 879 code for a protein of 292 amino acids. Gene Ontology annotation, molecular function: soluble NSF attachment protein activity; syntaxin binding. The transcript has a single exon. The record is from RefSeq and is a predicted model, not a curated record. Lineage: Eukaryota; Fungi; Ascomycota; Pichiomycetes; Serinales; Debaryomycetaceae. Gene Ontology annotation, cellular component: SNARE complex; vacuolar membrane. Gene Ontology annotation, biological process: SNARE complex disassembly; intracellular protein transport.
AUGUCUGACCCUAAACAAUUGAUAGCACAGGCAGAAAGCUUGCAGAAGCCUCAAUCUGGAUUCAUGCUGUUGUUCACCGGAUCCUCCAACUCAUAUAGAUUGGAGGAAGCCACAGACUUGUACGUGCAGGCUGCCAACAUGUAUCGUUUGAAGAAGGACUUUAACUCCGCCGGGAAGCUGUAUGUUAAGGCCAGUGAGAUUCAGGAUAAGUUGGGUAAUCAUAAUGAUGUAGCCAAUCAUUUGGUUGAGGCUUAUAAAUGUUUUAAAGGCGUUAGUCCUCAAGAUGGGAUCACCAGUUUGAAGAAGGCCGUGCACAUUUUUUUAACUCAGAAUGGACAGUUCCGUAGGGCUGCCAAUUUUAUGGGUGAUUUAGGUGAGUUAUAUGAGAGCGUAGGUGACACAGAGAAUGCCAUUAGCAGUUAUGAACAAGCUGGUGAUUAUUUCCAAACUGAUCGUGCUGAGGCUUUGAGUAACAAAGCGUAUUUAAAGAGUGCUGAUUUGUGUGCCUUGCAGGGAGAUUAUAAGAAGGCUGUGGAAUUAUAUGAUACUGUAAUUAAGCAACUGUUGGGUAAUAAUUUGACUCGAUUUAGUAUGAAGGAUUAUUUCUUUAAGGUUAUUUUGUGUGUGUUGGCAAUGGAUGAUAUUAUCGAGGCAAGAAAGAGAAAUGAUACCUUUUUAGGCGAUGAACCAACUUGGGAAUCUACUAGGGAAUAUAAAUUGGUUAAUGAAAUCCUUGAAUCCAUAGAUCAAGGUGAUAUAGAUGGGUUCCAAGAUAAAGUCUUCGAAUUUGAUCAAUUUUCAAAAUUGGAUAAAUUGAAGACUCAAUUACUUUUAAAGAUUAAAGAUACCGUUGAUAAAGAUGAUGAAGAUUUACUAUAA